This is a messenger RNA of Medicago truncatula (barrel medic), 741 nucleotides long. Its product is annotated as 50S ribosomal protein L30. The record is from RefSeq and is a predicted model, not a curated record. Gene Ontology annotation, biological process: translation. NCBI's taxonomy places the organism in Eukaryota, Viridiplantae, Streptophyta, Magnoliopsida, Fabales, Fabaceae. The coding region runs from base 173 to 493 and encodes 106 amino acids. Gene Ontology annotation, cellular component: large ribosomal subunit; mitochondrion. The transcript is spliced from 3 exons. Gene Ontology annotation, molecular function: structural constituent of ribosome.
CAGGUUGAACUCUAUACAGUGUCGAUAUCAUAAUUUAUAAUCGGACUUCUCUCUCUCUCCGUCGACGGUGCAGUAAAGCAAUCCAUUCUAGCCGGAAAAAGUAAAACCUCGCCGGAAACGCAGUCGGAGUAGUUCCUCGUCGGAAGAAAAGACGCCACAAACAGUUGUAGCCAUGAGCAUGAAUGCGUUCAAGGCAUUUAAGUCCUGUGUCCCAAUUGCUUAUAGCCCCAAUCUUUAUAUAACUCUAGUGAGGGGUAUUCCGGGGACCAGGAAGCAACAUAGGCGCACUUUGGAAGCACUACGUCUCGGCAAAUGCAACCGAACUGUCAUGCGAUGGAACACACCUACUGUUAGGGGAAUGAUCCAGCAGGUUAAGAGGUUAGUUGUUGUUGAGACAGAGGAGAUGUACAAGGCCCGCAAAGAAAAGGAGGAAGCCCACCGAGCUCUUCGUCCUCCAUUGGUCAUAAACCAUCAACCUGCUUCUUCUGCUUAGGGUACCUUAUAAUGUUUGCUGAUAUGGUCUUCUCACUACUAAAAUUUUCAAAUGCCUAAGUUUGAGGCUGUGCCUCAUAUGGUUUAUUUGCUUUGAUGACCAUGUUUUAGUUUUUAAUCUAUAAUUUUGAAGUUGUUUCAACUGAUGCAACACUAGUCAAAUUUAGGUAUCUGCUUGAAAACAGGCUAUCAAUGAGUCUGGAAUAAUAAUUUAUUCUAUAAUCUAGUUGGGUUUUGUUAGACACUAUA